Messenger RNA from Harmonia axyridis, 5582 nucleotides. RefSeq lists its product as uncharacterized. The record is from RefSeq and is a predicted model, not a curated record. The transcript has 5 exons. Lineage: Eukaryota; Metazoa; Arthropoda; Insecta; Coleoptera; Coccinellidae. Bases 414 to 3401 code for a protein of 995 amino acids.
UCAGACAUAGUAAUGAAUGCCUUAUUACCUACGCUGUGAUAACAAAAUGUAAUCAGUGAGUUUAGUAUUUCACAUCCUGGUUUCACCUUUUUUUCUUCAUUAAUUAAUUUAUCACAAACUUUCGUUUUCCCAUAAAUUAAUAUCAAGUUCGUAUUUCACGAUAUUUUUCAAACGAUCUGAAAACUGAAAGGGUUAAAAAAGUACGUUGAACCUUCACGCUGUAUAUACAACAAUUGCUCGAAAUAAUUAAACAUCAGAGUGGGAUGCUGUGUGAACUAUGAUGUGCUUAUAUUCAUAGUGAAUGUGUUUUAAGACGAAUAUCAAUGAAUAUUGAAUUGAUGCUUACCGAUGUGACCGAUUGAGAUAAAUUUCUCGACCCAAUGACCUCUCUAAUAACUAGAUGAAAACAAAUUAUGGAUGUUGUUUUUAACUCGAUGAAUAGCGCGAUAAGUUCCGGUGGUUAUUUCAUAAUGGAUAACGACAGUGGAUAUGUUUCUAACAACUUGGAUCAAGAAUCUAACUCUGACUCCGUAACAGAAACAUUGAAUAAUUCAUCUGUAGAAAUAUUGAAGUCAUUUCUGCCAAAAUCUGUCUACAUUAGCGAGGAUGCUCUAUUAGAACGUCCAGAUAUUGAUCAGGCAACCAAUGUUUUAGCUGAGGAAGAAAAUACUAGAGAUUUUCCCUGUUUACCCUUUGACGACUCAAAUAAUAUUGAUGUAUCUGUGAUCAAUACUACUAAUAAUUGUGCUACCUUGAAUAGAUUCAAUAGUUUUCAAUCAGAUUCAGGCAGUUCAGCCUGUUCAGUUGUAGUUCCCAUAGCUGAACCCAUAUAUUUUAACUUGAGUUCUAAAGUUAAUUCAGAUCUUCCCUUUUUGGCUGAAGAUAAUAUCAGCAGCAAUCCUAGCGAUGGACCAUUUUUCGGUUAUGAAAAUGUCCCGAUGGAGGGAGCUAAUAGAGUUUUCAGAAAUGGUUUGGAUAUUUUAAACAAAGAGGUUUCAACUGAAGACAAGAUACACUCCAUUCUCUCACGUCUUAUUGCAGAGAAACAGAAAUCAGUAUAUUCUGAAACCAACAAGACUACUGAUGAAGAAUCUAAAAUUACCAAAGCAGAUAAUGCCACCGCUUCUAUUAUGAAAGAACCUUCGAAGUUGGUUGAACACUCAGUUGAGAAUUCUGUCGUUCAUACAAAUGCAGCUGAGUCUUUUACAGAAAAAUCAAAUGAUGCAGUUGCAAAUAAUUCUUUCAUCAAUAUUGAAGAACUUCCCAUUUUUAUUGGAGAUGAACCUAUUCUGGAAAUAUCGACAAAAAAAGAUGAUGAUUCAAUGAAUCAUAGAACUGAGUUAACACCACAGAAAUUGGAAAAGACUGAAGAUGAUGCUACUGUUGAGAAAUACCUUCCAAUUAAUAGUUCAGCUAUAAAUUCCUGUGAUAAAAAAAAUUUAGUAACACUUCAAGAUCAAGAUAACAAAGUUCUUUCAGCGGAACCAAAUGUUGUAGUAACAGAGACAGAAAACACUGUUCUUACUAAUUUAACAAAUACUAGUAUCUUCAGUAGUAAUGAAGCCAGUACAAGUAAAACUUGUACCCUCCCAAGAAGAAAUUCAGUUAAAGACAAGGAGAAUUUCACUGAACCUGAAGUGUUUAAAACUCCAAACAAGUGUCGUAAGAGGAAAUUUAGUGAAAUUGGAAGUCCUGACCUGUUCCCUGAUGAGGAAAGCAGCAGGCCAGAACCUUCCGUUGUGAAUAAAGUGAUUGAAGAAAGAUUCAUUCAUAAAUUAGACCAUAAAUUGAUAAAAAGAGUACAAAAGACUAUUAGUGGUUUACCCCCUCCCCCAGAAUUGACCAGAACAAAUUUAACUGUGGAUGAAAUGUUGGCAAAAUUGGAGGCGAAUAAAAAUUUGUUUUGGACAGAAGAAAAUUUGAAGGAUCUUAAAAUCGAGAGUGCUGACAAAGAGAAAGAAUCGAUGAAUGGUAGUCAUAAUUCAAGUUUUGGGUGCACUAGAUCCAUAUUGAUAGAAGGUCAAUAUGAACAAGCUGUCAAAAAGGAAUUUCCUGAGAUCCUAUAUUCAAGAUAUCAUGGAUUACAUCAUAACCGAAGCAAACUUUCCGAAGAAAUCGAGCACCUUUGUGAUAAAUAUGGAAAGAGGUACGUAGGAGCAGAGACCCAGUCAAGUUGCUGUGCAGUUGAGACUCAGCAUAGCAGUCCAGGCAGGCGUAAGUUGAUCAAACCGAAGUGGGCUGUUAAAUCACCGGGUAGGAGGUUAAGCCAUCUGGCAAAGAGGAGGAUCACCUUCUCAAGCGCGAGUUUACAGGCCGGCAGUUCUUCAGGCCCAGUUUCCAGAAAGAGACAGAUUCUGAUCGACUACAAGAAACUCGAGCUUCUCAACACGAGAAAGAGUCCGAAAAAGAGUCCCAGAAGGACCCCCUUGAAGUCGCCCAUGCUCAGUCCAUCCAAUGGAAGGACACCCAGCAGUUCGGCCAAGAAGAAGUUGAGGAUGAGGUUUCGUUUGCUUUCCGGAAACUUCAAGGAAGCGACUGCUGGACCGAGUUCUAGCGUUUCAAACUCGAAGCGUGCCCUGUUUCAGAGCCCCGACAAAGACAGUCAAUUCAGAAAUAUUUUGUCGACCUCCUCCUCCUCGAUCAACUCCACCUUCGAGCGAGACCUGGCUAACUGUGGGGCCAAACGUUCACUCUUCUCGUCGCCCAACAAGAUCAAGACGUCGCUGUUCUCGUCGCCGACCAAGAGGUCGCCCUUCAGGAACCAGCAGAUCUUCGAGAAGAAACGCAAGAGGGACGACGACGACGAGAACCUGUCCAAGCACCCGAAACUGUCCAGGAGCCAAUCCUCCCACGGGGUUUCCGGUAAGGAACCGAGACCCGAGAGCUCUUUCCCUAGAGCGAAGAGCGAGAUCCUGUCGUCGCUUAACAUGACAGAGCUCAGUGCUGCCAACAAGAAGAAACUUCAAUGGGCCGUCUACGAAUCCCUAAAGUUACAAAACAUAAGCACCACCCACCCUCAAUUCAAAGUGUUCGCCUCCGUUCUGGCCAGAGUGACCAGAAGGUGCGUGUUCUCUUCCAACAUCCGUCUGGAAAACAGCGGUACCAGCGAAAAGAUGCUCAGAAUAGCCAGAUGCCAUUCUUAUGCAGUGGUUAAAGGUAAAUCGGUGGAAGAAAUAAUGAGGGAUUACAACAAGAGCAAGUCCCGAACCCAGAAACCACAAGGUUACAUAGCACCCCAGGACUACAAGGAACCCACUAUUCCUAGCAGAGAUUCAGCUUUGAAAGAGAGAGACAGCAACAGUUCGGUUACGAAAAGUUACUCUUCCCAACCGAUUGUGGUAAAACCGGAAAGCCGUAUAGACCGUAUCCGUAAAGUGAUAAAUUUCGAGGAUAACAGAUAGGCCGGUUUAUGUAGUUUUUUAUUAGGAAAGUUUUUAGAGACUGAGCAGCUUUCUCGAACUUUUUAUGGCUGUAAUUAUUUAUGCAUGUAUUUUUUUGAAAUAUAUACAUCGCACACAUGAACGUUUAGUUAAUUUAUUGGAUUUUUGUGACGCUGAAAGAAUUUGUGGUGGUUUUCCAGAGAAGUGCCUUACGCGUAUUGAUUUACUUGUAUCUUUACCGAGUUUUUGUUUUUGUAAAUAUUGCAACAACGACUGCCGUUCUGAGAUAUAGCACACUGAGCAGAGAGUCACAAGAAGGUGUUUUCAUAAAAAAUACUUGCGAUAUGCGAUAAGUAUUAUGUUCAUUUAGUAAGUUGGUAUAACUGUUACGAACAGCUGAUGUAAUAUUUAGUUAGGGUGCUACCUCCACCAGUAACUAUUGACCGGUAGUACACUGUCGACAAGGUGAAUUCAUCACUAAGUAAAAUAUUGUUGACAAUUCACCUAAAAUUUGAUGCUGUUUUAUGUUUGAAGAAAAUUGACAGUGAAAUUGUCAACACCAUUUUACUUGGAGCUGAAUUUGCCACCAGUGACCGGUAGUACACUGUCGACAAGGUAAAUUCAUCACUAAGUAAAAUAUUAUUGACAAUUCACCUAAAAUUUGAUGCUGUUUGAUGUUUGAAGAAAAUUGAUGGUGAAAUUGUCAACACUAUUUUACUUGGAGCUGAAUUUGCCACCAGUGACCGGUAGUACACUGUCGACAAGGUAAAUUCAUCACUAAGUAAAAUAUUAUUGACAAUUCACCUAAAAUUUGAUGCUGUUUGAUGUUUGAAGAAAAUUGAUGGUGAAAUUGUCAACACUAUUUUACUUGGAGCUGAAUUUGCCACCAGUGACCGGUAGUACACUGUCGACAAGGUAAAUUCAUCACUAAGUAAAAUAUUAUUGACAAUUCACCUAAAAUUUGAUGCUGUUUGAUGUUUGAAGAAAAUUGAUGGUGAAAUUGUCAACACUAUUUUACUUGGAGCUGAAUUUGCCACCAGUGACCGGUAGUACACUGUCGACAAGGUAAAUUCAUCACUAAGUAAAAUAUUAUUGACAAUUCACCUAAAAUUUGAUGCUGUUUGAUGUUUGAAGAAAAUUGAUGGUGAAAUUGUCAACACUAUUUUACUUGGAGCUGAAUUUGCCACCAGUGACCGGUAGUACACUGUCGACAAGGUAAAUUCAUCACUAAGUAAAAUAUUAUUGACAAUUCACCUAAAAUUUGAUGCUGUUUGAUGUUUGAAGAAAAUUGAUGGUGAAAUUGUCAACACUAUUUUACUUGGAGCUGAAUUUGCCACCAGUGACCGGUAGUACACUGUCGACAAGGUAAAUUCAUCACUAAGUAAAAUAAUGUUGACAAUUCACCUAAAAUUUGAUGCUAUUUUAUGUUUGAAGAAAAUUGACAGUGAAAUUGUCAACACUAUUUCACUUGGAGCUGAAUUUGCCAUGCUCUUGUCGACUGGUUACUACCGGUUACUAAUAAGUUGUUAGUUAGUAACUUACAGUUUCCGACAAUACUAAUUAAAAAAUUUCUGUUGGCAAGACUGUGUCUACUUCCGAUUUUCAAGUAGAAUUAUCAAAUUAUUUCGUUUUCACAUGAAAAUUGCUACUUCCAUGAAAAUUUUAGUCAAAUUAUAAACAUAUAAUUUUCCACUCAACUUAAAACUCAUUUAAAUAUCUAUCCAAAACAGGCAUACCAACUCGCCAAAUAAUUAUAAAUUCUUCGGAAUUCAUAACCUUUUUGUCCAGUGUGGUAUAUCAGUUUGCUCAAUAUUGUUAGUUGUAAUCUGAAAAUGCAUAAAGCAAUAUAUUUUCCUGAUGGAAGUGAUUGUGGAGAAUUCUAGUUAACCAUGUCCCAAAAUUUUGUUCUUAUCUUGAACGAAAAUUGAUUAUGAACGAAUUGUAAAGCUUUUUCAACCAAUGUCAGUAAUUAUUUUGAGGUUAUACCAACAACAGGUAAGAUAGAGGAUUUUUCAAAAAUGUGAAUUUAAGUCCGAAAAUACUAAGUGUUUUUUCUAGUCUACUUGUUUUAAUUUAUUACACCCCUCAUCUAUUGAUUGGUGUAUUGUUACUGAGGAUCCUAUGUUUUAUUUACCGGUAAUUCAACUUAGACAAUUGAUUUUAUUGUACUGCUUUGAUUUAAAAUAUAUUUGAGAAAUUUAA